Messenger RNA from Podospora bellae-mahoneyi, 521 nucleotides. RefSeq lists its product as uncharacterized. NCBI's taxonomy places the organism in Eukaryota, Fungi, Ascomycota, Sordariomycetes, Sordariales, Podosporaceae. The record is from RefSeq and is a predicted model, not a curated record. The transcript is spliced from 2 exons. Bases 1 to 390 code for a protein of 129 amino acids.
AUGGGCAACUUGGAAUCAAUGCACUCUUUACAAAUAUCACCACAAACCUAUGAUCUUAUUCAUCGCCCUAUCAAAAUGAAGUACACCCUUUCUCUUGUUAGUCUCCUUGGCCUCUUUGCCACCCUCACCACAGCCCAGGAUGGCCCCGACAAAGGUGUAACGGCAACCCCAACCAAUACCGGCUUCCAAGCCAGCGUCAGCGGCGGUGUCAGCUUCGACAUCAACGGCAAGAACAAGACCUUUGGCUUCAAUGAGGUCUUUGGAGACGACGAUUCGGAUUCUGAUGACGAGGAUGACCAGCCAAAGUCGGGGGCAAGCGAGAUGAUUGUGAGGAGUAGCGGACUCCUCGUUGCCGGUGUGAUAGUUGGGGCCGGUGUCAUUAUUCUCUAAGUUCAGUCUGAUAGGCACACGUCCCUGCACGGGGUGGAUAAGGGGGCAGCAGCACAAUAUCGCCAAUGUAUUUAUUGCAUCACCAAGACACCAACUCACUUUACUUACGGUCGGGUUCUGGUUCCUUCCAC